AUGCCCAAAGGAUACCGACCCCCGGCUAUCGAGGAAUACGAUGGCAGUAAAGAUCCUGAGGACCAUCUCCGCAAGUUCCGAAACGCAGCUCUGCUGCAUCAAUACAGCGACGCCGUUAAAUGCCGAGUGUUCCUGAACACUCUAUCAGGCUCUGCCCAAAAGUGGUUCGAUGGACUGCUGCAUGGGUCUAUCGCCUGCUUUUCUGACUUCAAGAUUGCGUUCUUGCGCCAUUUCACCAGCAGCAGGAAGUAUAAAAAGACAAACCACUGCUUAUUCACUCUCAAGCAAGGGUCUGCUGAACCAUUAAGAAGUUAUAUCAAGCGCUUCAACCAAGUAACCCAGGAUGUUCCCUCGGCCAUAUCAGAAAUACUUAUGAGCGCCUUCUCUCAUGGGCUGACCGAAGGAGAGUUCUUUAGAGAUCUCAUAAGAAAUCCUGUAAGGAAUUUUGAUGAGAUGCUGGAGAAGGCGACCAACUACAUUAAUGUGGAAGAAGUGCAGGCGGCGCGAAGGAAGGUAGAUAAACCGCCUCCCUCUACCAACAGGCCGGAGAGAAGAGCACCUCAACCGCCUGCUCAAACUCUCCCACGUGCUCAAGACGCCCGGCCAACUUUCCACCCCAGUCAGGACGCCUGA
Messenger RNA from Zingiber officinale, 633 nucleotides. RefSeq lists its product as uncharacterized. The record is from RefSeq and is a predicted model, not a curated record. The coding region runs from base 1 to 633 and encodes 210 amino acids. The transcript has a single exon. Lineage: Eukaryota; Viridiplantae; Streptophyta; Magnoliopsida; Zingiberales; Zingiberaceae.